AACAAACAUUAAUUAAAUAUUUCCAAAAAUCAUAGCCGUCAAUUUCAAAUUCACGCCCAUCUUUCCUCUAUAUAAAUACCCUGGUUUGUUCUAGACAUUCCCAAAGACAGAGUAAACCUCACUCAAAUAUCCUUCCAUCUCUUUACGUGGUGAUAGAUUUUUCUUUCCUUAUUCAUCAUCAAAAAUGGCUUCAGGCAUAGUUGUGAUUUUCGAUUUCGAUAAGACGAUUAUCGAUUGCGAUAGCGACAAUUGGGUGUUGGAUGAGUUGGGGGCAACGGAGUUAUUCAAUCAACUACUCCCCACCAUUCCUUGGAACUCUCUUAUGGAUCGAAUGAUGACAGAACUUCAUUCACAAGGAAUAAAAAUUGAGGACAUUGUGGCUGUUCUAAAAAGAACUCCAAUACAUGCCCGAAUCAUCCAAGCCAUUAAAUCAGCUCAUGCUUUAGGAUGUGAUUUGAAGAUUGUAAGCGAUGCGAAUGUGUUCUUCAUCGAGACAAUUUUGGACCAUCAUGGGCUGAGGGAAUGCUUUUCAGAGAUCAAUACGAACCCAAGUUUCAUCGAUGAAGAAGGCAGGCUAAGAAUCUUCCCUCACCAUGAUUUCACUAAAUCUCCUCAUGGAUGUCAUCAUCCCUGCCCUCCAAACAUGUGCAAGGGUAUCGUGAUUGAAAGGAUCCAAGCUUCUCUGUCCAUGGAGAAAAAGAAAACAAUAAUCUACCUUGGCGAUGGGAUUGGUGAUUUCUGCCCAAGUUUGAAGCUUGGAGAUGGGGACUAUGUAAUGCCAAGGAAGAAUUUCCCUGUUUGGGACUUGAUUUGCAAAAUUAGGGGGCUAAUGAAGGCAGAAGUAUGCGAAUGGAGCAAUGGAGAGGAGUUUGAGUAUAUGUUGCUCCACCUUAUUAGCAGGAUUUCCAUGAAUAAAAUCAACAGUGGCAAUACUGCUCAGCUAUAUUCAGUUGAUUGCAAGCUACAAACAGUGCCAGGCGCUGCCCGUGAAACCAUCUCCCAGGCCAUUUCUCUUCCUUAUUAGAAGUUAAACUUGAAGUUGAAAUGGCGAAUUAAUUUCUGACAAUGUGAUGUCUUUUAGCUUUGGAAAUCCACUUUACCCUCGCAUUUGGGCAUUCAAAUUAAUUGAUUAUAAUUGACAAUAAGAUGACAAAU
This is a messenger RNA of Durio zibethinus, 1155 nucleotides long. RefSeq names its product inorganic pyrophosphatase 1-like. NCBI's taxonomy places the organism in Eukaryota, Viridiplantae, Streptophyta, Magnoliopsida, Malvales, Malvaceae. The record is from RefSeq and is a predicted model, not a curated record. Gene Ontology annotation, molecular function: phosphatase activity.